This is a messenger RNA of Thalassophryne amazonica, 5925 nucleotides long. Its product is annotated as CREB-binding protein-like. The record is from RefSeq and is a predicted model, not a curated record. Gene Ontology annotation, molecular function: transcription coactivator activity; zinc ion binding; histone acetyltransferase activity. The coding region runs from base 69 to 4139 and encodes 1356 amino acids. Gene Ontology annotation, cellular component: transcription regulator complex; nucleus; histone acetyltransferase complex. Gene Ontology annotation, biological process: positive regulation of transcription by RNA polymerase II. The transcript has 17 exons. NCBI's taxonomy places the organism in Eukaryota, Metazoa, Chordata, Actinopteri, Batrachoidiformes, Batrachoididae.
CAGAAACAGACGAAGAAGCAGCAAACAACAACGACGAGUUGGUUGGUUGGUUUGUUUGAGGCUUCACGAUGGCUACACACACUACUGAGGACGGUUCUGCUUUAAUGAUGGUUGGUCAGGAGCCAAUGGUGGUGGAGGAGGAAAUGACGAUUGAACCUGACGAAGAAGAGGGAGCAGCUAGCUGUGCAACAUUCUCAUCCCCAUUUCAGCCAUUCAGGAAAAUUUUUAAGCCUGAAGAGAUGCGACAGGCUCUCAUGCCAGCUUUGGAGGCACUGUAUAGGCAGGACCCUGAUACACGACCUAUCAGACAGCCAACUGAUCCUGUGGUUCUGGACUUACCACACUACUUUGACAUGAAGAACUCAGUAGACCUGUCUAUAAUACAGUUCAAGCUGGACGCAGGUCAAUAUCAGGAACCGUGGCAAUAUGUUGAUGAUGUCUGGCUCAUGUUCCACAAGGCCUGGCUUUUCAACUGCAAAACGUCAGAUGUCUACAAGUACUACUCCAAACUGGCAAAGGUGUUUGAAUCAGAGAUCGACCCUGUCAUGCAGGCUCUGGGCUACUGCUGUGGGAGAAAGUACGAGUUCUCUGCUCAAGCUCUAUGUUGCCAUAGCAAACAGCUAUGCACCAUCCCUCCUGGAGGCACGUACUAUAGCUACCAGAACAGGUAUUUUUUCUGUGAAAAAUGCUUUGUUGAGAUCCAGGGUGAGAGCGUGACAUUCGAAGAUGACCUUGAGCAGCCACAGACAAUAUUGAAAGACCAGUUUGAAUGGAAGAAGAAUGAUGCAGUGGACCCUGAACCGUUUGUUGAAUGUAAAGCUUGUGGGCGGAAGAUGCACCAGAUAUGUGUCUUGCACUGUGAGGCCAUUUGGCCAUCUGGAUUCAUCUGUGACAACUGUUUGAAGAAGAGUGGAAAAACACGGAAAGAAAACAAGUUUUCUGCAAAACGACUUCAGUCUACAAGAUUGGGAAUGUACAUCGAAGAUCGUGUGAAUAACUAUUUGAAGAGUCAGAACCACCCAGAGGCAGGGCAGGUGUUGGUUCGAGUGGUGGCUAGCUCUGACAAAACACUGGAGGUUAAAUCAGGCAUGAAAGCCAGGUUUGUGGACACAAAUGAAAUGCCUGGAGCCUUUCCCUACAGAACCAAAACCAUUUUCGCCUUUGAGGAGAUUGACGGUGAAGAUGUGUGCCUCUUUGGGAUGCAUGUGCAGGAGUAUGGUUCAGAAUGCCCAGUUCCCAACACAAGGCGGGUGUACAUAUCGUACCUGGAUAGUGUUCAUGUCUUUAGACCUCAGAUUCUGACAACAGCAGUGUGCAGUGAAAUUCUCAUUGGCUAUCUGGAUUAUGUCAAGAAGCUUGGGUAUGUCCAGGGCCACAUCUGGGCAUGUCCACCUUGUGAAGGGGAUGACUACAUAUUCCAUUGCCAUCCUCCUGACCAGAAGAUCUCAACACCUGAGAUGCUACAAGAGUGGUACAGGAAGACGUUGGAUAGUGCUGUUGCAGAGAAGAUCGUGCAUGAGUACAAGGACAUCUUCAAACAGGCAACAGAGAACCAUUUGACCAGCGCCAGUGAGCUGCCUUACUUUGAGGGAGAUUUCUGGCCCAACAUGCUGGAGCAGAGCAUUAAGGAGCUGGAGGAGGAGGAGAGGCAGACAGAGGAAAAUGCAGCCGCAUGCGAAACCCUUGAGGGUACACCAAGUGACAGCAAGAAUGCUAAGAAGAAGAGCAAAAACACGGCAAGUGAAAACAAGAGUAGCAUCAGUGAAACCAAUAAGAAGCCUUGGAUACCGACUACAGCUAAUCAUCUGUCCCAGAAGCUCUAUGCCACCAUGGAAAGACACAAAGAGGUCUUCUUUGUGAUUCACCUCCACUCCAGCCCGAUAGCCAACAGCCUGUCACCCAUUGUUGACCCUGACCCCUUGCUCUCCUGUGAUCUAAUGGAUGGCCGUGAUGCCUUCCUGACGUUGGCCAGGGACAAACAUUGGGAGUUCAGCUCUUUGAGGAGGUGUAAGUGGAGCACAAUGUGCAUGUUGGUUGAGCUCCACAACCAGUGCCAGGACCGCUUUGUCUACACGUGUAAUGAGUGCAAGCACCAUGUGAAAAUAUGCUGGCACUGUACAGUCUGUGAGGAUUUUUAUCUGUGUAUGAACUGCUACAACACCAAGGGCCAUGAGCAUCAGAUGAUGAAGCGGGGCCAUGUUCUGGAUGAUCACAGCAACAGUCAAAGUGGAGAGGCCUCAAAACGCCCACAAAAACGUCGGCCCUUAAGUAUCCAACACUGCAUCCGGUCUCUGGCCCACGCUUGUCAGUGUCAUGAUGCCACCUGUUCUCUGCCAUCCUGCCAGAAGAUGAAGAAAGUAGUGCAGCACAUCAAAAAAUGCAAGUGCAGUGCCAAUGGCGGAUGCCCUGUGUGCAAACAGCUUAUUGCUUUAUGCUGUUGCCACGCCAAGUAUUGCCAGGAGAGCAUUUGCCCUGUCCCAUUAUGUCCAAACAUAAAGUUCAAGCUUUGCCAAAAGCAACUGAAGAAGAGGUUCCAACAGGUUCUAUUAAUGAGGAGGAGAAUGGCCACCAUGCAAGGUGGAACCAUGCCCCUACCAUCCCCACCAGCCUCAGCUGCCCCCGGUACACACAAUUUCCAUACCCAACCUAACAUCCCACACCCACCUCAGCAGCCCCUCUUCAGCCAACCACAGUUUCACAGCUCUGCAGGUGUUGCAUCUCCCUCCCUUUACACUUCACCACACAGUCACCAGUCUGGCACAGCUGCAGGACAAUGGCCUGGAUGUAUACCUGGCGGAACAAUGCUCCUACCACCCCCACCAAUCUCAGCUGCCCCCAGUACACUCAGUUUCCAUACCCAACCUAACAUCUCACAGGCACCUCAGCAGCCACUCUUCAGCCAACCACAGUUUCACAGCUCUGCAGGUGUUGCAUCUCCCUCCAUUUACACUUCAGCACACAUUGACCAGUCUGGCACAGCUCCAGGACAUUGGCCUGGACAUAUACCUGGCAGAACAAUGCUCCUACCACUCCCACCAGUCUCAGCUGCCCCCAGUACACCCAGUUUCCAUACCCAACCUAACUUCUCACACGCACCUCAGCGGCCACUCUUUAUCCAACCACAGUUUCACAGUUCUGCAGGUGUUGUAUCUCCCUCCCUUUACACUGCACCACGCAGUGACCAGCCUGGCACAGCUCCAGGACUUUGGCCUGGACCUACACCUGGUGCAACUAUGCUCCUACCAUCCCGACCAGCCUCAGCUGCCCCCAGUACUCCCAGUUUCUAUACCCAACCUAACAUCCCACACGCACCUCAGCAGCCACUCUUCAGCCAACCACAGUUUCACAACUCUGCAGGUGUUGCAUCUCCCUCCCUUUACACUUCAGCACGCAGUGACCAGUCUGGCACAGCUGCAGGACUUUGGCCUGGACAUAUACCUAGUGCAACUAUGCUCCUACCAUCCCCACCAGCCUCAUCUGCCCCCAGUACACCCAGUUUCCAUACCCAACCUAACAUCUCACAGGCACCUCAGCAGCCAGUCUUUCUACAACCACAGUUUCACAGUGCUGCAGGUGUUGUAUCUCCCUCCCUUUACACUUCAGCACGCAUUAACCAGUCUAGCACAGCUGCAGUACUUUGGCCUGGACGUAUACCUGGUGCAACCAUGCUCCUACCAUCCCCACCAGCCUCAGCUGCUCCCAGUACACCCAGUUUCCAUACCCAACCUAACAUCUCACACGCACCUCAGCAGCCACUCUUCAGCCAACCACAGAUUCGCAGCUCUUCAGAUGUCGCAUCUCCUUCCCUUUACACUGCACCACACAGUGACCAGCCUGGCACAGCUCCAGGACUUUGGCCUGGACCUACACAUCCCAUGCAGGCAGCAGAGGAUCAACAGUCAAGGCUUCCCCAAAGCCAACCCCGAGAGGAACCUUUCCUGCCACAGGUGCACCUUCCUCCGCAGAUUCGUACUUUGUUUCAGACACCUGAUGCAGUUCCGCAAAGCAUCAUACAGGAGCUUCUCCGCAUCAUGAGGUCUCCCAUUUCGCUUCAACAACAGCAUCAGCAAAUCUUGAGUAUCUUGAGGUCAAACCCUUAUCUAAUGGCUGCUUUCUUCCAUAAGCAAAUGACUAAGUAGGUAAACCAGCAACAGCAGCCUGGUAUGCCAGUAAUACAGGCCACGGUGAUACCAGUAGCAGUACAGAGGCCUGAAAUGCUCCUCCUGCAGCCUCCCAUUUGAGUUUGGCUGCUGUAUUGGCUCAUGGACAAAUAAAUCCAACACACAGCCCCAACACACAGCCCCAGCUUCUUUUCCUUCAGCAGCUUCUAAGACAGCAGCAACAACAGGUGGUGAUGCUUCACAAACACUCCAGCUCCCUGUUCAGUGUACAGUCGCAACUUAUUCCCAGCACCACAUGCAGCAGCAACAGAUAGCCACGCAGAAGGUGGUGGGGAACCAACGGGACGACUUCCACCAUGUUACAGAUGGAACAGCCCAACAUGGGCAAGAACUUCAUCCAGAAAUACAGCUACAGUUUUCUACACCUGUGAGACAAAGUUUUUAUUUUCCAAGCCACUAACAUGAUUCAGGCUGCACAAUAUAUUUCAGCAUUGUUUUUGAUGUGCACAUGCACAAUAGCUAGACUUACGAAGCACAAUGUUAAAUUAGGCAAAUUGAACUUAUCCAACCUCUUUUUAGUUGCUUGAUUUAUUAAAGAAACAAAAUCUUCUAUGACUACUCUGAGUGUUCUAUCUGAUGCACUGUAAUUUACUCCAGUUAGGGUUCUUGCAAUUUUAGUUUUUUCCCUGCUAGUAAUCUAAUGCAGAUGCUGCACCUGAAGCUAACUGCAGUUAGUCUUCCUGUGCUUGUCUGUGCCUGUCACUGUUGAAUUGUAGGGAAACAGGUUCUAAGAAAUAUGAGCCUGGGCACCACAAUUGCACAAAUCCAACCUGUGUCUAUAAUAUUUACAAUUACUUUGUCGCUUCACAAAAUACUCCAAGCUGAUUUAAGCUUGAGGUUGACAACAUUUGUAAUAUUUAAAACUUUUGUUCUGAAAAGUGGGAACCCAAGGACCGUAUAUUUUCUUUGUGCUUUAUUUUUGAAAGGGUGACAUGGUUUUGCUCAAUGUAGCGCUUAUAUUUUGGCAGAACUGUGCUGAAAAUGGGCACAACCAGGUGGUAAACAAAAUGAACAGCAGUUGUAAUGUGUUGAGUUCCUUGCAGAAUCUUUCACCUUAUUGAUUUGUUUUUGUUGUUGUUGUUGUUUGUUUUUUUUGUCUGUUUUGUUUUGUUUUUUUUUGCUUUUAUUUGUUUGUUUGUUUUUUUGCACACGCAGAUUUGUUCACUUACAAAAUCACUGUAGAAGCUGGUAAUUCUUUCUAGACUUUUUUAACCUCAUUACAGUAUGUAUAUCUAUCCAUCCAUUUUCAAAACCCAUUAAGGGUGGAGCCUGUACAGUACAUAUAUAUCAAACAACAAAAGGUUCCUUCGCUCAAUAUAGUGCAACCCUCUUUGAGAUCUGUUUGUGAAACUAGCUAGAUAUUUUUCUUUUAGUAACUGUUUCUACGUAUGUUCAUGUCUGUGCAGCCUGCCACAGUACAUUUUGUUCAGUAAACUGUGCACCAGAAAAAUCUGUCUAAAUGUGAUAUUUACUCAUCUUUUGGGCUGACAUUUCUUUCUUUGUCCUUGCUAAAGAUUUAAUUGCACCACCGUUAUGUUGGCUGUUAAAUAACAUGCAUAAAAUGUCUUGCAUUUGCAUACAAUAAAAGAUUGCAAAUCACAAAAAAACAGGAAUGGACCUAAAAUGCUCCUUUGCAGUAGACCACUUGUGACCCUUGUUGUACCAGACCUUAUUCCUUUAGCAUGUACUUCUGUUCUGCAUGAAGACAUCCAUUUAAGUACAUUGCUCUUACAAUCUCUCUUUU